This is a messenger RNA of Hipposideros armiger (great roundleaf bat), 2197 nucleotides long. RefSeq names its product leukocyte immunoglobulin-like receptor subfamily A member 5. Gene Ontology annotation, biological process: cytokine-mediated signaling pathway; immune response-regulating signaling pathway. The transcript is spliced from 6 exons. Gene Ontology annotation, cellular component: plasma membrane. NCBI's taxonomy places the organism in Eukaryota, Metazoa, Chordata, Mammalia, Chiroptera, Hipposideridae. Gene Ontology annotation, molecular function: inhibitory MHC class I receptor activity. Bases 653 to 1498 code for a protein of 281 amino acids. The record is from RefSeq and is a predicted model, not a curated record.
AGUUCUGCCCAAGGAGGAAGGGGCACUGAGCAGCAGCAGUAACCCAGAGGCAGUUCCCAGGAAGCUGGAGUGGACGCUGUUGCUAAGAAAUAAGAGGGGGCCUUGAAGAGGGCUGUGAUACAAAGAAAGCCACAUCUGGGGCCAGGAGAAGGGUUGUGUUUCCUUCCCUGUAUCCCUGUGUUUCCGCUUUGUGCUCAUUGUUACAGUGAUGCUCCCUGAACUGCACAGUGAGAUGGUAAAUGUGUGUCUCUACUGAUCUGAGCUCUGAAGCAGGAGCCCGUGUCUUCCUGAAGCAUCCUCAGGGCCUAAGUGACCACAUUCCACGGUGAGGACGCCACAGGGAGGUGCUGAUGGAUGGGCUGAGGAUGAAGGAGACCCCGUGAGGGAGGCUAUGACAGGAAAGAACAUGCCCUGGGUCAUUUUACCUGGAAGGGGGGGUCUCAGGAAGUCACAGGGUCCAUUUGCUACUUCAUCCUAGAAAAGAAACCAGGCUCCUGGGGAGGGUUUGUUCCUUUUCUGUGCAGCUGCUGACUUGACAACCACGUGAGAGGGAGGGACAACCUCUGAGUGACCCCACCCUGUAUAUCUGUCUGUCCUGAGGGCUCCACGGUUUCUUUCCUGUGCAUAGCUGAGACCAGAGGAAGGAGACGCCAUGAUCCCCACCCUCAUUGCCCUGCUCUGUCUUGGACUGAGCGUGGGGCCGAGGACCCAAGUGCAGGCAGGGACCCUCCCCAAACCCACCAUCUGGGCUGAGCCAGGCUCUAUGAUCCUCUGGGGGAGCCCUGUGACCAUCUGGUGUCAGGGGACUCUGAAGGCCCAGGAGUUCCGUGUGGAUAAAGAGGGAAGCACAGAACCCUGGUACAGACAGAAGCCACUAGAGCCCGGGAACAAGGGCAAGUUCCCCAUCACACGCAUGACAGAGAACACUGCAGGGAGAUAUCGCUGUUACUAUCUCAAUCCUGCUGGCUGGUCAGAGCACAGUGAACCCCUGGAGUUGGUGGUGACAGGCAUCUACAGCAAACCCUACCUCUUAGCCCAGCCGAGCCCUGACAUGACCUCAGGAGAGAAUGUGACCCUCCUGUGUGGCUCACAGGAAGGAUUUGGCAUCUUUAUUCUGGCUAAGGAAGGAGAACACAGGCCCCCCUGGGCUUUGGACUCACAGCGACAUUUCAGUGGGAAUUUCCAGGCCCUGUUCCCUGUGGGUCCUGUGACCACCAGCCACAGGUGGACAUUCAAAUGUUAUGGCCGUUACAGGAACAUCCCUGAGGUGUGGUCACAGCCCAGUGACACCAUAGAGCUCCUGGUCUCAGGAGCAGCUGACACCAUCAGCCCAUCACAAAACACGUCAGACCCCAAGAGUGCCUCCCAUCCCCAGGAUUACACAGUGGAGAAUCUCAUCCGGAUGGGCGUGGCUGGUAUGAUCCUGGUGGCCCUCGGUGUUCUGCUGUUUCAAGCUCAUCACAGCUCGAGAGAGACCCAUGAUGCAUCCAGGAGGUGACACAGGAGGGAACAAUGCACUGUUCAUAGUGGUGCGUUCUUGGAGAUGAAUUCUUAUGCCCAGGACAUUUUGACUGAGCGUGUGGGGCACAUGCUGUGCAACCUGUCUGCAGCUUGCUGCAGGUGGACGACGCAUUUUUCAUGGGCAGGGACAAGGUCUGGGCCCUUCUGCCAUGAAACUGCCACUUUCUCUCCCAACUACUGCUAAGCUCUCUGACUGGCUCCUCUCUUUCCCCAUUUCUGUGCCAUCAGCAUUUUUCCCACGUGACACGUUUGGGUCCACACCUCCCUACACUUUCAUGGAGCACAUUUUCCUUUAUUUCUCAUUACGCAUACCUUACUUUGAAGCACUUAUGGAGUCUCCAUGUCUUCAGAUCAGAGCAUGCAGUCUAUUUUAAUAAACCCAUAAGUUGACAUAACAAAGAGCCAGCCCAAGGGAGAUAAAUCCAAAAUGGUGCCCUAACAUUCUCUCUGGACUCCAAGCCUUUCAUUUGCAUCAGAUGCUACCUGUGUAAAUUCUUCAGAAAUGUCUCCACUUGGAAUCAAGACAUUGGUGUUUGAAGGGAUCACCAGGUCUGUAAUGCCUCUGAGACACUCAGUUAAAAAGCCAAUUCUUGUAAAGUACAGUACAGGAAAUACAGUCAAUAAUAUUGUGAUAACUACAUAUGGUGCCAGGAGGGGAUCAUUUUGUAAAUUUGGG